This is a messenger RNA of Coffea arabica (coffee), 1245 nucleotides long. Lineage: Eukaryota; Viridiplantae; Streptophyta; Magnoliopsida; Gentianales; Rubiaceae. The record is from RefSeq and is a predicted model, not a curated record.
AUGGCAGAUCCGCCAAAGAAAGCUUGGAAGCAAAGCACGGUGCUUUCUGAUCUUCCUGAAGAAUUGCUGGCUGAGAUUCUGUCAAGAUUCCGAGUCAGGACGCUUCGCAAGUUAAGGUUAGUAUGCAAACAAUGGUACAACCUCUUGUCAAACCUUGAAAUCUUCUGGACUUUACACCACGAAAAAUCCCAGAAAAAUCCAGUGCUAGUUUAUUUGAGCCAAAAGCACGAGAAAGAGGGAACCGGGUGUGUUACCUCCUGCAAGAUAUGCGGUAUAGAUGGGAAUGGAGUUGUCACGUUCGACCAUUCUCUUCCUUCACUCGUACAUGGGCGGGAUGAUCGUCGUGAAAUUUAUGAAAUAGUUCCAUCAUUUUCACUACAAUGCCGAGAUUUUAUAUGGUUAUCAAGUCCAGAUAUGUUUUAUAUAUAUAAUCCUAACAUUCCAAAACUCAUCGACUUGCCAGAGGUCACCCCCAAUAUUGACAAUUCGAACUGGAUGGCAGGGGGUGUUGGAUUCGAUCCCACCAGGAAUGAGUAUAUUAUUGUCCAUUUAAUCUUUGGCUUGCCUGAUUCUUCUACAGAUGGUUGUCAACUUCCUAUUGCUGGUUGUGAGAUUUUGAGUUUUUGUAGUACUAAUGUCUCCACCAAGAAUUCUUCUAAAAAAGGUAGAUGGAGAAAAAUUGCUCAGAAGUGCUGUCCUUUCAAAAUCGAUGAAGUUAUUAAUCAAUGGGGAACUUUUGUCGAUGGUGUCUUUUAUUGGACAAUUUUUGUCAGGAAAAACGAGGAGAAUAUCCUCUCCUUGGGUUUAAACAAAGAAAAAUUCGAAAUAAUCCCUCCGCCCCCUGCAGAAGGGACAUCUUUGCCUUGUGGAUCCAGCUGCGGAGCCUUCAGCAGUGGAAAUAUGGAUGUUAAGGAGUUUGAGGAGAAGAUUACUGAAGCAUCAUGGACAAAGGAGUAUAGCAUUUCUCUGCCUGGUUUUGAUAUUGAAAAAGAAUGGUUACAUCCACUUGGGGAUAGAGAUGGUGAUGGUGGCUUAAUUGUUUAUACAACAAGUAGGAUUGAGGAUGAAGACUCAGAACUCCCAUUGGAGUAUGUCCCACAAUGUUCUGUGUUGUACUACAACAAACAGAACAACACUUUUGGGAGAUUGGAGGAGGACACAAACUUGAAGUUAGCAGCUUUAUCAAUUAUAAGGUGGCGAUUGUGUCUUUACACUGAUAACUUCUACGUCUUUGGAGGCAGCUAA